GAGCCGGUUUCCCUCCAUCCCCAAUUUAUAAUCUAGGGUUUUAAAUUUUAGUUUCAACACAUCUGGUCGCUAAACGUUUUCUCCGGCUUGUUCACCAAAGACCACACUUUUCUACCUGUGACCUAAAAUGUACGCAAAACAUCCAUCUACUUCUGCGUAAUUGCAGAACCAAUAAUCUGACCUGCGCAAAUGGCGUUUUCGUUCACUCCUCAGCCGCAGCAGCAAACGUCACUAUUUCAAACUCCGCCCAGUCAACCGCAACCGUCACCGUUUACGCAGGUCAAUCCCUUCUCGCAAACUCCACAGCCGCAAUUCAACUUUCAACCACAACAGCAGCAGCAGCAACUGCAGCAGUUGUUCUUAUUCACCAACAGUAAGACGCCUGCCACUUAUGGUACCAAAUGGGCUGACCUUCAUCCAGACUCUCAAAAAGUCCUCCUUAAAAUCGAAGAGAAAAUAUUGGAAUACAGAGAUGAAAGUCAACGCCUUGAUCAGUGCAGCCGGCUCUAUGAUUCUUCUGUUUCAAAUGAUGGGUUUGAGCUAGAUGCUAGUCACAGUAUUCAGGAACUUGGUGGAAUCAGUACUUCAAUGGAACGACAAAAAACUAUAUUGCAAGAGCUAAUGAUUGUUGUUAAAGAUAUGCUACGCAAUACAGAGGUAGCUGUUCGUUCUUUCAUGAUGUUACGCCCAAGGUUUCUCCAUCAGAGUGCACCUGCCACAAGUUCAGCAACUGGAUCACAGGCAUCUGGGGCAAUAGUAGCCGCACCCUCAAGUUCUCAAGCAACAACUAUACCCAGUUUUCCUGUUUUUGAUUUUUACAGUGGGAUUCCAAAGAAGCCAUCUCCAUUCCUGCAGCAAACAGUAGCUAGAUUUGAGAGACAUCUUGCUGAAUGUCGACAGUGGGUUGAAGAACUGGAGCAGUUGAUCAUGUUAGAUUCUUCUAAUAGAAAUUCUUUCAAUUCCAAUGCAUCACUCUUGCAGUCACUUCCACAAGUCAUGUCAAAUGUGCAUGACUUUUUUGUUCAUGUUGCAGCAAAGGUAGAAAGCAUCCAUCAAUACAUUGAAUCUAUGAAAAUGGCAUACCUUAUUGAUCAACGACGGCGAGGAGAUGCUGGUGAUCCUUUUCUUGAAGCUGACCGACGGGAAACCGCCAAGCAAGAGGCUGCUGCUAGAAGGGUUCAUCCAACAUUACAUUUGCCUGCACCGCCAAAACCACCAACUCAUGUUACUGGGUUGCAGUCCAGCUCAGCCAUGCCCGGAUCAUCUAGUGCACCACAAACAUCUGCUGUCAUUUCAAAUAAUUCGGCUGCAAGUGGGUCCUCACUUUUUAGUACCCCUGCAAUUGCCACCUCAUCAUCUUCUCUUUUUUCUACACCAACCACUUCUACUCCGACAGCCUCAUUGUUUGGGUCUGGUACUUCCCCACAGACAUCACUAUUUGGCCCUUCGUCCACCUCUACACCAGCAUUCUCUAAUCCUUUGUUUGGCUCAACCCCAUCUCCUGCAGUUACAAAUUUUUCAAACCCUUUUGCAUCAGGAGCUGCAGUAGGAUCAGGGUCAAGCUUUGGAACUUUAUCUAAAGCAAGAGCUAAAAGUCGCACAGGAAGACGCUAAAUUAUAUCAGUGUGGAUGAGAAGUCCAUCCUACAUUCGCUUCCAAUGUGAGCUGUUGCUAGUGAAUCUAUAUACUUCUGUCCAAGACUUGGUGAUCAUCUUCACUCUUCAUUCCUUGGAUGUGCUGAACUUCUUGCAGGGGAUCUAACGUGCAGCCACAGAACCAUUUCCCAACUUCGUUUGUAUUCCUUUGGGCUUCACUACUCAGAGUCAUAGGUGCAUGUUUUGUUUUAUAAGAUGCCAAUGUAAUAUUGUAAAAUUCAUUAGCUUCUGUUCAUUUUAGAUGACCAUUUGUAUUGGCGUAUUUUAUACAGCAUCAUUUUUUCAAUUUAGAGGUAUUG
Messenger RNA from Cuscuta epithymum, 1954 nucleotides. Lineage: Eukaryota; Viridiplantae; Streptophyta; Magnoliopsida; Solanales; Convolvulaceae. The record is from the annotation of a GenBank genome assembly.